Messenger RNA from Polistes canadensis, 2056 nucleotides. Its product is annotated as BRCA1-associated protein. Gene Ontology annotation, cellular component: cytoplasm. Gene Ontology annotation, molecular function: zinc ion binding; ubiquitin protein ligase activity; nucleic acid binding. Gene Ontology annotation, biological process: protein ubiquitination; Ras protein signal transduction. Bases 211 to 1911 code for a protein of 566 amino acids. The record is from RefSeq and is a predicted model, not a curated record. The transcript is spliced from 6 exons. NCBI's taxonomy places the organism in Eukaryota, Metazoa, Arthropoda, Insecta, Hymenoptera, Vespidae.
UGAGUCAACUUCAGUUGAGUGUAAACAAAUUAUGUUAGUAACUUUUAAAAGUAACUGAUAUGCACGUUAAUGUUCAAUUUUUAAUCUGAGCCAAGAUUUGAAUUAGGGAUUUUUUUAUAUAGGUUAUGUUUAAUGUUUUCCAAUUUGACAAAUAAUGGAGAAUGGAUAAUAUUUAUCAACAGAUGUAAGCAAUAAUUUUGGAUAUGUGUAAUGAGUUCUCAAAUCGUCUUGGUUUCGCUUUGCGUUAUUCGCAUUGAAAUUGUUAAUCCAAGUCAAGAAGAAACAAUAAGUAUAAUGGCUGCUAGAAAAAUGAGAGGACGUAGAGAAGCAAGAGAUAUUACUUUAGAAAACUACUCGUGCACUGCAGAAGGGCCAUCCCCCUUUUUAUCUUCUCAAGGAUCAAGCAAACCUCAUUUAUUACCAAGAACCAACUCUGAAGAUACUUCAUUUACAACAUGUACUUCAGUAUCAACUUCUGAAGGUACAGAAAUAAUUGGAGCUACAGCUUGUUCUCAAUCUGAUCAAAUCAAUUUUAUUUCUGGAAAUCCUUUCGUGGAAGUUACUAAAGGAAUAUUACAUCUUUUUAAAGAAGAUGAAUUGACUGAAAUGCAUAAUGCAGCGGAUCGUAGUCAUACCAUAUGUAUGCUGUCAGUUCCGGCAACAAUGACUUGUCAUGAUCUUUUAACAUUCACAGCAGCUUGCCAUCAAGACAUUCAGCAUGUCAGAAUUUUACGGGAUGGUAAUCCGAAUCAAUACAUGGCUUUAAUUACAUUUCGUUCUUCGAGUGCUGCUAGUGAAUUUUAUGGAACUUUUAAUGGUGCACCUUAUAAUUCUUUGGAACCUGAUGUGGUAUGUCAUCUGGUGUUUGUGUCAAAAGUUGAAGUAGGAGAUAAUGGUAUGCCUUUAACAGGUCAUACAGAAUUGCCAUCAUGUUCUGUUUGUUUGGAAAGAAUGGACGAAAGCGUGGAUGGUAUAUUAACUAUAUUAUGUAAUCAUACAUUUCAUUCAAGUUGCCUUGUAAAGUGGGGUGAUACAUCAUGCCCAAUAUGUCGUUACGCUCAAACACCAGAACCGCUUGCAGAUAGUCACUGCAUGGAAUGUGCUGCAGGAACAAGCAAUGAAGCCUUAUGGAUUUGUUUAAUAUGUGGUCACAUUGGAUGUUCUCGUUAUCAUCAGGGACAUGCAUUUGAACAUUAUCGUGAUACUCAUCAUUGUUACGCAAUGCAAUUAGGCAACAAUCGUGUAUGGGAUUAUGUUGGUGAUAAUUUUGUUCAUCGUUUAUUGCAAGAUAAAGAUGGCAAGAUGGUGGAGGGUGGACAAGCAACAACCAAAAAUGAAGGCGCUGCUAUGGAAGAGAAAGUUGAUUCAGUUCAGUUAGAAUUUACAUAUUUAUUGACAUCUCAGCUUGAAACACAGCGGCAAUAUUUUGAAGAUAAAUUUAAUCGGUUGGAGCAACGUUCUUCAUCUGAGACUACAGAAUUAAGAGAUAAAUUAGGUCAAUUAAUGGAAGAAAACACUAAGUUUAAGAACCAGUUUACGUUACUCAAUCGAGAAAAACAAUCUUUAGAAAAACGUCUACAAAAUACUACGAAUAAAUUAGCACAAGUUCAAUUGGAACUAAAAGAGGAAAAGGAAUUAAGAUCAUCUCUUCAAUCUAAUCAGAUAGCAUGGCAAACAAAAUAUAAAGAAUUACAAGAAGAACUGUCAGAAUUAAAAACUACUAAAGAAUCUGAAAUAAAAGAAUUGCAAGAACAAGUACGAGAUUUUAUGUUUUUUUUUGAAGCUCAAAAACAAAUUGAAAAUUCUGCUAAUAGAGAUGAGAUAGCUGCCGGGCAAAUAGUUAUUGCACCAAGUUCUAGUGGUAGUAAACCAAAAGGUUCUCGUUCUUCGAAAAAUCAUAAAAGGCAUUAAAAUAUUAUUACGAAUAAAAAACAUUUUUUUUUUUUUAUAACAUUACUCAUUAUCAUAAUAAAAGCGCAGAUGUGAUUAACCAUGUGAUUAAAUCAUAUUAUGUUUAUAAAUUAAAUUUAAAUUUAAAAAAAGCUAUAUUAAAUAA